Aaosphaeria arxii CBS 175.79 is the source of this 804-nucleotide messenger RNA. RefSeq lists its product as uncharacterized. Lineage: Eukaryota; Fungi; Ascomycota; Dothideomycetes; Pleosporales. The record is from RefSeq and is a predicted model, not a curated record. Bases 81 to 353 code for a protein of 90 amino acids. The transcript is spliced from 2 exons.
CCCCGACCGAACCCUUCCUACGUCACUCCUCACCACCGCAACCUUCAGCUUUCAAACACCACCCGAAAAGAAUCGUCAACAUGGGCGCAAUUGGCAACUUGAUCCCUCUGUGUAUCCUCUUCCUCUUCGUCGGAGGAGCUGGCUGGAUCGGAUACCAGAUCUACCUAUACACCAACGAACUCGCCGAUCGCGGCAAGAACAAGCUCGAGCGAAAGAACGUCGUCUUCACAAAGGACGGAGCCCGCGUGGGCGUCAAAGAGAUGAGCGCCGAGAAGUACGCCGACAAGACUCAGCGGGCGUUCGUCAAGACGUGGAAUGCCGCCCAAGACGGCACUGGCUCGAAUAAAUCGUGAGUUAUCUUCCUCCGCCUUUCGCUGUCGCAUUCGCUUGAUAUUCUUUCUUCGGAUUCAUGGGUUGUGCGCGGGAGUACACACUAUAGGAACAAUCGACUAAUUCGUUGCCCUUUUUAGGAGUCCUGCCAACUCGCGCACUUCUUCAUUCGCUACCGGCUCCCGCUCUUCUUCGUGGACGAGCCCGAGGCCGUCUGCUUCGCGAUCCGCUUCUACCAAGUAAAUUCGACGUGUUGGGAUGGCUGGAUAUAUACAAUUUGUGAUGUAUGGGUCGCGGGGGCUUUGUAUGUGUCAGGCACAAGUCGAUCGGCCCAGCGUAUAUAACAAUUAUCUUCCAUUCGAUCUGCUCGGCUCGGGGAGCAUUGUGAGCCUUUGACUCGAUGAAACCCACAAAAGCGAAAGGAUUGGAUAAGGCCAUGAAAACCCUCAUACUCCAGCCAGCAGUUGUCCCCCA